AUGGAUCUCGUGAAUCAGGUUUGUAAGCCGUACAUGGAUAAGUUUGUAAUUGUGUUUAUCCAUGGCAUCCUUGUAUACCCGGAGACCAAGGAAGGACAUGAGCAACAUCUGCGAGUUAUCUUAAAACUUUUGAAGAAAGAACAGUUGUACGCUAAGCUGUCGCAGUGCGAAUUUUGUAUUCACGUGGUGCAAUUCUUAGGUCACGUGGAGAAUGAGAAGAACUAUAUGACGCAUGACCUUGAGUUAGGAGCUAUGAUAUUCGCGUUGGAGUUUUGGCGUCAUUACUCGGCGAGCGUUGUAGCAGACGCCUUGAGCUGCAAGGAACGCGCAAAACCACUAAGGAUGCGAGCCUUAGAAAUGACCAUACAAACAAAUCUCGCUACCUGGAUUCGUGAAGCUGAGCAAGAGGCGCUCAAACCGGAGAACCUACGAGCUGAAGCAUUACGUGGAUUGGAAGCGCAAUCGUUGCCUAGUGAAAAUGGAACAUUAUACUUCCUGGAGCUAAUUUGGGUUCCAUUCUUCGGCAAUCUACGGGCACUUAUUUCGAAUAAAACUCAUAAGUCAAGGUACUCCAUCCAUCCUGGAUCCGAUAGGAUGUACCAAGACUUUUAUUGGCAGUCCAAGAUGAAAGCCAAUAUUGCUACAUAUGUAGGUAACUGUCUUACUUAUGCCAAAGUUAAGGCGGAGUACAAGAAACCAUCAGAGUUGCUGCAACAACCUGAGAUUCCCUUGUGGAAGUGGGAACAGAUACCAAUGGAUAUCAUUACCAAGUUACCAAGAACCUAA
Messenger RNA from Helianthus annuus (common sunflower), 786 nucleotides. RefSeq lists its product as uncharacterized. The record is from RefSeq and is a predicted model, not a curated record. The transcript has 2 exons. Bases 1 to 786 code for a protein of 261 amino acids. NCBI's taxonomy places the organism in Eukaryota, Viridiplantae, Streptophyta, Magnoliopsida, Asterales, Asteraceae.